AUGCCUAAAUUCGAUCUGCCUUCCUACAUCGCCAAUUACAAAGGUCGGACCGUUUUCCGCAGACUCCACCUCAUUGCCUCAUGCUCUGUCCCCCUGCAAGAGGAAGCGGCUCGGAUGGCUGUCAUCGAAGCGAAGAAGAGAAGUGACGUCCGGAACUAUCACGAGGCUGUGGCACUGUUGAAAAAGGCUUCGCAAGGCAAGAAGGUCGACAAACUUCUGGAUCCCGUGUGGGCAGCCCAACAAGAGAAGAAAAAUACCGCCGAGACAGCACGUCUGGAAGGGGAACUGAAAGGUUAUAAGAAUAACCUUAUCAAAGAGAGCAUACGUAUGGGAAACGAGGACCUGGGGAAUCAUUACUACACCAUCGGUGACCUUAACAAUGCAGUCAAAGCAUACUCCCGCAUGCGUGACUACUGUACGACAGCAUCGCACAUUGCGUCGACCGCCUUUAGGAUCAUUGCGGUUGCUAUCGAACAGAAAAAUUGGCUGGCCGUUCAAUCUCAAGUCCACAAAAUCCGCAACCUCCAAAUGAAGCCCGAAGACACGGUUCGAAAUCAGCCCAAAACCUUCGCCGCCAUGGGUCUUCAACAGAUGUCCACAGGGGACUAUUACGAGGCUGCUAUCAGCUUCCUCAACACCGACCCGGCUCUGGGAGACAGCUACAGCGAGGUUCUAACCAGCAAUGACGUCGCAGUCUACGGCGGUCUAUGCGCUUUGGCAUCCAUGACUCGUUCAGAACUCCAGACAAAAGUUCUCGAAAAUGCCAGUUUCCGCUCCUUCCUCGAACUCGAACCUCACAUCCGCCGUGCCAUCAAUUUCUUCUGCGCAACCAAGUACAGUCAAUGUCUUGAGAUCCUGGAAUCCUACCGCGCAGAUUAUCUGUUGGAUAUCUACCUUCAACCCUUGGUCGCCGACAUCUAUAAGAAGAUACGCACCAAGAGCAUCAUCCAGUACUUUGAGCCGUUCAGCAAAGUCACCUUGGCCAGUAUGGAGGAGAUGUUUGGUAAUCCAACCGCCACACAAGGAGGGGGCAGUACCCCCGCGGGCCAGCAGGGUUUCUUGGACGAAAUCAUUGGUUUGAUUGAAGAUGGCAAACUCGAUGCACGGAUCGAUCUGGAACGUGGAGUUUUGAAUGCUGUCGAACACAAUGUCCGCGCCGAAGCUCAAGAAGCUGCUGUCGACAUGGUGGACGGGUUCGUUCGGGAGGCUCACAUGAAGCUCCUACGUCUUCAGAUCCUCAAUGCCGGAUUGGAAGUCAAGGCGCCACCGUCGAAAAAGAAGCCUGCGUGGGACGGAGACAACGGUGAAGGUCCUUGGGAUGAUUCCGCUUCUGCUGGUCCUGUUGGUCCCGGCGGUCGAGAUAUCAUGGCGGGCAACUUGCCAGGAUCGACCCGCAAGGGUGGAUAG
Molecule: messenger RNA, 1407 nt
Organism: Capronia coronata CBS 617.96
Lineage: Eukaryota; Fungi; Ascomycota; Eurotiomycetes; Chaetothyriales; Herpotrichiellaceae
Exons: 3
Coding region: 1-1407 (468 amino acids)
Cellular component (GO): COP9 signalosome
Source: RefSeq, a predicted model, not a curated record